Molecule: messenger RNA, 1266 nt
Organism: Microstroma glucosiphilum
Lineage: Eukaryota; Fungi; Basidiomycota; Exobasidiomycetes; Microstromatales; Microstromataceae
Exons: 1
Coding region: 1-1266 (421 amino acids)
Source: RefSeq, a predicted model, not a curated record
AUGGCAGGCGCAUCCUCCUCUCGAAGACCUCGGAAGAUGUUCGCAUACCGCUCUCCCUCGGCCUCAUCCUCAUCCGCAUCGUCCUCUUCGUCUUCGAUCGGGCCCACUCGAAGCACUCCCGCUUCCGCAACCGUCAGCCAUUCGCCCUACCCUACCCCGACUAUCCUCUUCUCGCUCCUGCAUGACUCCACACCCGUGCAAUACGAGCACCUCCUCUCUUCUACCAACUCUCGCUACCCUGGAGCACCCGGCACUGCCCUCGCCAAAGCUCGAGAGGCGUCCAUCAAGGCCGCCCAAGCUGCAAAGAGGGAAGCUGAUAAGAAGCGCAGAGACAAGGAAGAACUCAUCCGGCUGGGUGUGGGUGAGAAGAUGGGCAAGAGGAGCAGGGACACAGCUUCGGCGCACAAGAGGAGCGAGAGCCCCUUCACUGGCAACGGCAAUGGCAAUGGCAACGGUCACAGCACGACUAGCGCUACGAGGAGGAGUCAGCGGGAAAAGGACAAGGAUAAGACGGGCGAUGGCGAGGCUCAUGAUGGUAGGAGAAGCCGGGGCACCUCCGUCGUCCGCUCUCCUGCUCUCAAUGGGAACGCACUUUCAUCCGAGCAGCCACAGCAGUCCAAUGACAUGCUCUCAGUCCCCGGGACCAGUCAUGCCGUCAACGGAAGUGGUCGUAUCCGCAAACCUGCAUCGAGGGGCAACUCGCCGAUUCCAUUGACUGAAGCCCGCAAGAGCCCUGAGCGCAUCAAUGGUCACUCGACUGUACACGGCCUCGGUCUCAACACUCCUACCAGUAACGGAGGCAUCGUUCACGCUGCCACUCGACUGGGAGCAGCCAACCCUACGCAGCCCUUUCAAAGCUCCCCCUUGGCACGAGACAGCAUCAAGUCUUUCCCGAGCAUCUCCGUUGAGACUGAGCCAGUCGAGCCACCCAUGACCACGAGGAGCCGGAAAGGAGGAUCUCAUUCGCCAUCUCUCGUCUCCACCACUGAGCAACAACCAUCUCAGCAGAAGUUGGCCGGCAUCCAUGAGCAUGAGCGGAAAGGCGAAAGCGGGGGAGAUGCGGAUGACGACAGUUACGCGGCGGAGGGCAAAGCGGGGACAGGCGGCGCACCAGCAGCGGAAGCGGACAGGCGACGCGCCGCGACAGCAGACGGCUCGACCUCUCAAAGCGCGGCUACCGGCACGGAACCUACCCCGGCUGCACCCUAUGGCGAAGGCGUCAACUCGACUUCCUCACCCAUUUUGCCUGCUGGGAUCACUGCUUAG